This is a messenger RNA of Trichomonas vaginalis G3, 984 nucleotides long. RefSeq names its product nucleotide-diphospho-sugar transferases family. The coding region runs from base 1 to 984 and encodes 327 amino acids. The transcript has a single exon. The record is from RefSeq and is a predicted model, not a curated record. Lineage: Eukaryota; Parabasalia; Trichomonadida; Trichomonadidae.
AUGAAUCCCAAAACAAUGUUGAAAUUUUAUAGAACUUUCUUUCCAUUAAUUUACAUAGGUUUCUUAAUACCGUUUAUAGUAUUUUUGUUUACGCAACGUCAAAAUGAGCAACAAACGAUCAUUUACCCAAAUACUUGCAAUUUUUCAUCAAAUUUAUAUCGCGGAAGUACAAAACGAGAUGUUAUUUUAUUCUCAGCAGAUAAGUUUCAUCCAGGUCUCGAGCUUGCAGUUAGAUCACUUCGUUCAACUGGCUCACAAUGCAGAGUUAUAAUUCUUGCUGCAAAGAAAAUACAAAUUAACAGCAAAAUACAAGCACUUUUCAAUGAAUUAGAUGUUGAAAUAAAAGAUGAUUGCCUAAAUCUCCAUCCAGAAAGAAAUUAUGUGCCUCAUAUGCUUAGAUACGAAUUUGAACAACAAUGGCUUAGUGAAAAUUUAGAUAGGGUUGACAGAGUAUUUCAUGCAGAUGCUUUUGAUGUUUACUUCCAAAAAGAUCCUUUUGGACCAGAAAUUUCUACUGACAGACUGCUUUUUGUUGUUGAACCACAUGCUUUCCGCUCUUGUGGAUGGAAUUUAAAUUGGAUGAAAACAUGCUAUGGCGAAACAAUGAUGAAUAAAAUGCGAAAUAGAUAUAUUAUAUGCUCAGGAUCAAUUAUUGGCGGUGUCAAGCCAUAUUUGCAGCUCCUUGACUUGAUGAUAUCUCAAGAUGAAUGGACUUCCUGCUGGAAACCGAGUUAUGACCAACCAAUUCUUAAUUAUCUUGUUUGGGAGAAUAUUUUGGAUGAGCAAAAUAUCAAAUAUGAUUUAACUGGCUGUAAUGGUAACUAUUUAACAAUGCAAUGGUGCUUACCUACAGAUUCGAUUCGUUUAAACAAACAAGUUCAAAUAAUGUCAGAAAUAGGAACAGUUCCUGCAUUUUUCCAUCAGUACAAUAGAAAUAAGCCGUUAGAAUCCUUUUUAAGAGAAAAAUGCAAAGUUUUCAAAUAA